GUGGUGACGUCGCGUGAACGCACCGUAACCAUGAGGGGAUAAACAAAAUGAAAGGCAGCUUAUAAACAUCUCUGCUGCUCUUACCACACUCACACUCUUCAUACUCCUUAAUACAACACAGAGCUGAGCCAUGGCGAACAUCCAGAUCCGGAAGUAUCGGGAUGAAGACGCCGAAGCCGUGAAGGAGAUCUUCACCCUGGGGAUGAGCGAGCACGUGCCUUCGUCCUUCAUGCACCUUCUGAAACAGCCUCUGACCCAGAUGGUGCUCAUGUGCACGUUCUGUGCCCUCAUCACCAGCUCCAAAUCCUUCCUGCUGCCCAUCCUCGCCGUCACCCUCCUCCUGGCUGCGUGCCGGCAGUUUGUCGCCUACAUGUUCAACAGAUACAUCGACACCUCCCUCAAGAAGGACCUCAACAGCAUCAGUGACACCUACCUGAACCAGAAAGACUCGUUUUUUUGGGUGGCAGAAAGCGAGGGUCAGGUGGUCGGCACGGUGGCUUGCCUUCCUGCGGAGAAGGCGCCCGAAUGCUUGGAGCUGAAACGCAUGUCAGUGCGCCGCAGCCACCGUGGGAUGGGCAUCGCUAAGGCUCUGUGUCGGACAGUGGCGGACUUCACUCGAGAAAGAGGUUACCCGGCAGUCGUCUUGUACACCUCUGUGGUCCAGACUGACGCUCAGAAGCUGUACGAGCACAUGGGCUACGAGAAGAUUCGGGAGUUUGUUGUGCCUGAGCUCGCGGCCAAAGUCAUGAACUUCACUCUCUUUGAGUACAGAUUUAAUAUACAGAGAGACGGGAAGAGCGACUGAGUGAUCCGAAACUGUCUCACAUAAGGACUGUGUAGCAUUUCAGCCAUUAGCAUAACCAUCCAUCCAUUUAUAUAAUAUAUUAUCAUAUUACUAUCAUUUUUUUUCACUGUGCAUUUAAGGCAACCAAAGAUUCGGGAAAGGUGAGGUAUAUGUACCACGAAGCAGGUUCAGCUUAUUCUGGUUCUCUUCUGUUUCAUUGAGCUUAACAUCAACCAUCCUGGAUAUAACCGGUAUCACGUAGCUGGCUCAACUGGCUCAGUCAACUCUGGGUUUUUACUGUCUGAGUACAAACACGUUCUUUAUGUUAAUGCUGCUAAUUACAGUGUGUGUGUGGAUUAUUGUUCCAGUAGCCGCAAAGACAACAGAGGGUUUUGUUUUUUAAUUCCAGUUAUCAUCACAAAGUCCCCUCGUUGUUAUUAUACGCUCAUCUGCAGUGAUGUAAGCAGAGUAAACUUUGCACAGUUUAAAAUGCAGAUAAUCAUCAUUAUGUGUUCGGUUAAUUUAAUUAUCUCUCCAUUUGUUAGAAACUCAGGACUUUUGGGGAUCUUUAUCGGGAUCCUCUAGGAAAGACAACACUUUCCAUUUUCCCCCAAUGAUCAGAUUGGUCACUGGUGUGGUUGUUGUGGUCAGGUCAGCAUUGGUUACCAUGGUGAUUUAUGGUGUUUUUUAUAAAGUGAGCCAGCUGCGUGAUGCCGUAAAACUCGAUUUAAGCCCAAAGAUAACUGGUUAACACGCUGAUCUGGCUUCGUGGUUCAGGCUUCAGGCGACAGGACCCACAUGAAGAACUGUUUACUAAACACACUUUCAGUAACGUGCAUGUUUUCUCUUUACACGCUCACACAGGGGACAGACUGAUCA
This is a messenger RNA of Scomber japonicus (chub mackerel), 1663 nucleotides long. RefSeq names its product probable N-acetyltransferase CML1. The record is from RefSeq and is a predicted model, not a curated record. Bases 131 to 805 code for a protein of 224 amino acids. Gene Ontology annotation, molecular function: N-acetyltransferase activity. NCBI's taxonomy places the organism in Eukaryota, Metazoa, Chordata, Actinopteri, Scombriformes, Scombridae. The transcript is spliced from 2 exons.